Messenger RNA from Entrophospora sp. SA101, 1925 nucleotides. NCBI's taxonomy places the organism in Eukaryota, Fungi, Glomeromycota, Glomeromycetes, Entrophosporales, Entrophosporaceae. The record is from the annotation of a GenBank genome assembly.
AAAAACGAAAUGAAAUUUAUGGUCAAGAAGUUGCAAAUGAAGUUCAAACAUUAAUUAUUUUAGCUAGAUGGAUUCAAGCGGAAAUUGAUAAGCUUUCCAAAAAGUAUCCAGAACCAUUGAUGGGUCAGUUGGAAAUUCUCAGCUUGGUGGUCGAACAACAAGCACCACUUUUAACAUUAGAUCUGGAGAAUGCAGGUGCUGAUAUUAUGAAAAAAGUAAGGAUGACACCAGAAGAAGGUAUUCCUGUUGAUGAUAUUAUUGAACUUUAUAGGGAGAUCCUUUCAAUCAAAAUAUUAUAUGAACAUCAUUGUAAUGGGUCUAAAUUUGCCUUUGGAAUUGAAGCAUGGUUUGGACCUUAUAUCAAAAAAUGGCUGGAUGCCACAAACAAUAAGACACCUGAAUGGUCUGCAAAAUUUAUGACUAAUCUAUCCAAGAUUAUUAGUAAAGCAUUAGAACAGUAUUGUUCUGUAAUAGAAGAAAUUUAUCAAAAUGAGAUGGCAGUGAUGAAGGAUCCUGAACAAGAAACUUCAAAGCAAUCUGCUUGGUAUGUCAAUGUGAAAACCGCAAUAGCUACACAAAAAUCUUGUAUUAAAUUAAACAAUAUUGAAGCCGCACGUGAACAAUUAGAUAAAUUAUACGACUCAAUGGGUGUUGACUAUUUAACACAAAUUCUUAAUGAGUCAACUCCUCCAACUCUGGAGCCAGUUGAAGUACCAAAAUAUUUUUAUACUAUCAAAAUUGUUAUGGCUGAAAACUUGGCAGCACUUGACAAUAAUGGAUUAAGUGAUCCUUAUUGUAUAAUUAGUGAUAAAGAUAAUAAUAUUUUAGCGCGAACACGUGUAAUUUAUGAAAGUUUAAAUCCUCGUUGGGAUGAGGCAUUCGAUUUAACUAUUGAUUCAACUGAUCAAAAUUGGCUUACAUUAACAAUCUGGGAUAGCGAUCAAGUUAGUUCGGAUGAUGAAUGUGGAAAAACCUAUUUUAAGCUUGAUCCUCAAGACUAUAGUGAUUACUUAGCUCAUGAUAUAUGGCUUGAUCUGGAUCCUCAAGGUCGUAUUUUUUUGCGUAUUAGCAUGGAAGGCGAAAAGGAUGAUUUGCAGUUUUAUUUUGGAAAAACAUUUAGAACACUAAAACGAGCACAUGAUGAUAUGGCAAGAACUAUUAUGUCUCCAUUUUUGCGACAAUGUUUAUCACGUGAAGUGAUUAAUAGAUUAUUAAGGCCUUCAGCCAGCGCUUUUAAACAUUUUUUUCGUGAAUCAGAUGUACAGACGAAGAAAUCAGAUUUAGAAAUCGAACAAGCAAUACACCCUUUGUUUGAUUAUUUUGAUGUAAAUUUGAAGACACUCUUUCAUUCAUUACAUCCGGCUGUGUUUAAAAUGGUUAUGACAAGAGUUUGGAAGGAAAUAGAAACCAUUCUUGAGGAAAUUCUAAUUCCUCCAUUAUCUGACAAGCCUUCAGAUUUAAAACCACUUAACGACGAAGAAUUAGAAGUUGUCUAUAAAUGGUUAAAGUUUUUGGGGGAUUAUUUACAUGCUAAUGGAAAUGGUGUUUCAAAGGAAGAAGUCCUUUUUAAUCUAAAAUAUCAUGAAAUAAUGAAAAUACAGUAUUAUUAUGUGAUGGACAAAGAAUCACUCAAGCAAGAUUUUCUUCAAAUAAAAAUUACCAGUUCAUUAAAUCCUAAAAAAAAAAGUCUUAGUGCGAGUAAAUCUGUCCUUCAUCAACGAAAUCUUGGUACAAUUAAGCAUCGCAAAUCAGAAAAACGUAAGCACAAUCAACAUGAUGACGGGGAAAUUAUUCUUAGAAUAUUGAGGAUGCAUCCGGGUACAAAAGCAUUUUUGAAAGAACAAAUGGAAGAAAGAGCUAAAAAAAUACAAUCCAAAAUUACUCCUGUAGUAGAAGGGGGAGUCGAUACUAUAGCAGAAAAUUGA